Molecule: messenger RNA, 372 nt
Organism: Sphenostylis stenocarpa
Lineage: Eukaryota; Viridiplantae; Streptophyta; Magnoliopsida; Fabales; Fabaceae
Source: the annotation of a GenBank genome assembly
AUGGGAGGUCAAAUGAAAACAGAGAAUGAGAGUAGGAAGAGAAACCCCAACAACACAGAUGGGGUGGUGAUCACAGUGUACAAGGAAUCAGUGAGAAGUCGUUCCAGAAGAAGAGUAUCAGAUGAUAAAACAAAGCCACGUGGCAUUGGGCAUGAUCGUCGGGCUCUGCUUCUUACUCACUCUCUAGAGCUAAGAAAUGCAUGCUCUCAAAAGGUUCCAUUGCCCAGAACCAAAACCAAGGUAAUUGAUUGUCUUUCUGCCUUUUGCAUUCGUGUGGUGAGGGAUGCUAAAACUGUGUCUUGUUUUAGUUCAUCAAUUUCACAGAGUAAAAUUAAUAACGCCUUGAAGAAGCUGUCGUGCAAAGAAAUGUAG